Molecule: messenger RNA, 285 nt
Organism: Knipowitschia caucasica
Lineage: Eukaryota; Metazoa; Chordata; Actinopteri; Gobiiformes; Gobiidae
Source: the annotation of a GenBank genome assembly
AUGGACAGCACCAUGGACAGCACCAUGGGCAGCACCAUGGGCAGCACCAUGGACAGCACCAUGGGCAGCACCAUGGACAGCACCAGUCAGACUCAGAAUCUCACUGACUUAUCCAGAGACGCUGAACUGAAAGUGAAGAGUCAGACAGCCCUGCGCAACAGGCCUUUUUAUCUCAGGCGGUGGCCAGUGACACACCUGGACACGCAGUGGACCAGUGACACACCUGGACACGCCCUGGACCCGCCCUGGACCAGUGACACGCCUGGACCCGGCAUGGACCAGUGA